AUGUCAGAAGAACCGCAAACACUCAAAGGAGCAUGGCAGUCGGCCGAGAACAAGCGCAGGCAAAUCGAGACUUCUUGGGAGACAAAUACACCGGCCCACCAAGCGCUGGUAAAUGCCGCCAUCAGCAGCUACGAGCAGUGCCUACGCAUCCAAGACCAAAUCGCCCUCUUCAGUCCCAACGAGUCUCUGGAAGACAUUGCCACGAAUGACUUGCAUCAUCUGCUCUCUCAAUACCGUCUCGCCGACCUAGUCCAGCGCCUGUCCUCUCAAGACCGCAAGGCCGUUUUGCGCCGCGCCCAAGACUCGUACGAGAAGUUCCUACGACAGCUGGAUCUGUACGACAUGCUCACCUCAUCCGAUCUGAAACUGCUCGAGCAAUACCGUGACUCCCCGACUACCUUCUCCACUGCCUCGACGUCAGAUCCCGCCGCCCGUCGCGAAACAAAGAUCCUCCGAUUCAAGCAAGAGAAGGACCUGAAGCAAAAGCUACAACAUCUGCAACAAAAUCCUGCUGCCCUGCAAAAUGACGACGACAUGUAUCGCAGCCUACAGUUGACACAAAUUGAAUUCUGUGUCCACCAGACUUAUCAAUCUCUGGAGUCAAUAGCCCAAGAGCUUCACAUCCUCUCACGCGCUCCUCCGCCACCACCACCUGGUCAAGAAUCGUUGCCUUUUGACGCUAGAGAGCGUUACAAGAACAACGACGGCUACUCGGAGAAGCUGGACGGCCCCAUGUCUGCUGGUCUCUCAGGCCCUAUGCUAAGCAAAGACGGCAAACCCUUGCGCCCAUUUACACUUCUCAACACCCGCCAGACAUUAAAAGACGGCGUCUUCCGUCCGGACCACAGUCUCCCCACCAUGACCAUCGACGAGUACUUGGACGAAGAGAAGCGCCGUGGUGGUAUGAUCGAAGGAGGCGGUGCACAGUCUGGUAUUAAGCCAGAGGUGGACGAGGAUGACUUGGACAAGGCCGACGAAGAAACCAUGAAGGCCAGAGCUUGGGACGAAUACGUCGAACACAAUCCCAAGGGCUCUGGUAACACUUUGAACAGAGGCUGA
Molecule: messenger RNA, 1059 nt
Organism: Aureobasidium pullulans EXF-150
Lineage: Eukaryota; Fungi; Ascomycota; Dothideomycetes; Dothideales; Saccotheciaceae
Product: phosphatase 2A-associated protein
Exons: 1
Coding region: 1-1059 (352 amino acids)
Biological process (GO): regulation of signal transduction; regulation of dephosphorylation
Cellular component (GO): cytosol
Molecular function (GO): protein phosphatase 2A binding
Source: RefSeq, a predicted model, not a curated record